AUCAGGGAGAUCACUUCAGCUCAGUGUCGGAUGAAAGCAGAAGAGGAGGAAGCAAGUCUGUUGUGAGCUUUUUGUUGUUGAAAAAUAUCCUUGUCUUCUCCAUUUAACAGGACGAGGAGAGCUAGAAGGAAAAAAUGAACUCUGCGUACAGAAGACUUGAUGACAGCUCUGACUCAAACAAAGGGAGGUCGACCAGCUGUGUAGCAUUAGCUGUGGUUCUGGGCUGCCUGACUGUUCUGGGUAUUGUUCUGGCCAUUGCUGUGCUGGAAAGACCAGCAGCCACUAAAGAUCAUGAGACACUCCCUGGGGAUGCUGCUGUGGGUGGCGACUAUUCAGACCAGUGCAGCAUGACCCUAGUGGAGAGCAUCCCUCAGUAUGUGCAAUACAAAGCCAAUGAAACGUUCGGUAUCCCUCUGGAAAAAGCCUGGAAUGAUCUGAUCUCCAUUGCAACGCAUCAAGUGGAUGUGGUCUCGUUCUACUGGACCCUAACUGGGGAUGACAUCAAUGUGAACUCCUCCUCGGACAAACCUGGGAGACAAAUCCUCAAAGAUCUUGAAGAGUUGCCCUCCAGGAAUGUAUCUGUGCGACUGGUGACCAGCGUUCCAAGUGUUCCAACAAACUCCACAGAUUUUAAGAUACUAAAAGAGAAAGGAGUCCAAGUGAGGAAGGUGAACUUUGGACGUUUGACGAGGGGCGUCCUGCACAGCAAGUUUUGGAUUGUUGACAGAAAACACGUGUUUAUUGGAAGUGCAAACAUGGACUGGAGGGCUCUCACACAGGUGAAGGAACUGGGUGUAGUCAUCUACAACUGCUCCAGUUUGGCAAAGGACCUGCAUAAGAUUUUCCAGUCUUACUGGGUGAUGGGACAGUCAAACAGCUCCCUGCCACAGCCCUGGCCUGCACAGUAUGACACUCCGAUCAACAAAGAGCACCCCCUGCUGGUGAAAAGUGAUAAUGUGUCCAGCUUGCUCUACCUCGCAGCUUCCCCUCCAUUGUUCUGUCCUCCAACAAGGACUCAGGACCUGGAGGCUAUUCUCUCCAUCAUCUCAGAGGCCCAACGCUUUAUUGAUGUAGCCGUCAUGGAGUACUUCCCCACCACACGCUUUGAAAAGCCUCAGAGAUACUGGUCCUUCAUCGAUGAUGCUAUCAGGACGGCUGCAUUUGAGAGGAACAUUAAGAUCCGGAUGCUGAUCAGCUGCGGGCGAGACUCUGAUCCAGCUAUGCUGCCUUUCCUUCAGUCUCUAGCCUCGAUGGACAGCCCACACCACGACAUUAGCAUCCAGAUAAAAGUUUACAUCGUACCGGUGGGAAACCAGUCUGACAUCCCAUAUUCCAGAGUUAACCACAAUAAAUACAUGGUGACUGAUAAAGUAGCCUACAUAGGUACCUCCAACUGGUCAGGGGAUUACUUUGUGACCACAGCUGGGGUGGGUCUGGUGAUUUCCCAGCAUGCUCCCCACCCUGUGUGGAAAACCGAGGCCCUGCAGAGCCAGCUCAAAUCGGUCUUCAACAGAGACUGGCACUCUGAGUUCGCUGUGAACCUUGCUGACCUGAAAAACCAUACAGACUGUGCACUUUCAAGAUAACAGAACUCCUUAAGAAAUGUUGCACUGAUACAUAUUUUACUAUCAGGGCCUUUUUUCAAACCAUAGACAUGUUCUUUAUGCUCUAUUAAGGCCCAAGCAGCUGUACAGAUUACUAUAAUGUAAGAUUGAAUAUUGCUUUCACUGGAAGUUUUAAUGUAGUCACAUAUUGUAAAAUAUGUUCACUGUGAGAGAAGAAACAAGACAACAUACAGUGAUCUUUUACAUGACUUUGACUUCACUCAAAUCACUCAGCUGAACAGAAUUUGUAAAAUCAGAGGCCUAAGAGGUGGUUUGCACUCUUUGUGCAUGUUGUAGGGUGUUAAACACAGAAUGUAACCACACUGAGACUUUUCCUUUUUGUUUUGACUUUUGGUUUGGAACACUUUUUACAGUGUUGAGUCCAAACAGAGAGAGGUUGAAGUGUAUUAAAGACUUCUGUCACCUGUGAAGGGUUAAAUAACAUUUCAGGAGGACUUCUCAUACACCUCCUCUCUUUUUACUUAAAGGGGACUGUUAGUAAGAUAUUUCUGUUGAUGAUAUUAGAUGAUUACCAUAGUGUGUGAGAGUUCACAUCCGGUUCAACCCUCCUCGCCUCUUGAAAUUAACUUUUUCACACUGAAUAUCACACCACUGCCUUCUCUCUUUUCCUCUCCUCUCCUCUCCUCUCCUCUCCUCUCCUCUCCUCUCCUCUCCUCUCCUCUCCUCUCCUCUCCUCUCCUCUCCUCUCCUCUCUUAAGCACUAAGAUGAGAACAGAACUUAAAACCAUUACAACAGGUAGUACCCAUCAACACAUGAACUGAGAUUAUGUUUAGAUAUUGAUAUUUAUUUACAUGACUGAGUUCACAACUCUCCUCAUUCCUCUCCUCUCCUCUCUCGGGAAGAAUAUUGGAUGUCAAAAGGGAAUAACUGAAGAAACUUUGGAACAGAUGACUAAAGGUUAUCUGCAACUGACGAUAUCACUGAUUCAUGUUGACUGUAUUACAUUUAAUUGUGUUGUGUCAAAACUGAAUUCUGUAAAGCAGGGAUUACUGAGCGUAAUGAUUCUGUUGUAAAUCAUUCCUCAUAUAACGCAUAUCCAGCCUAUAACACAUUUAAAUUUGAGAGACUGUUCUACUUCUGAUCAAAAAAAACAGUCUGAGGUUAUCUCUACUCCUUGCUAUUAGUUCCACUGGCUUCACGAUUCAUUGCAGUGUUGUAUAUAAAACUGUAUAAUACUUUUAGUCUGUUCAGGACUUUUGUCGUCCAGUCAAAAGUCCUGACAGACUUCUGCUGGACCAAAAGAGAUUGUUGUUGAUUCUGUAGCCUGAUUAAAACUUAAUGCUUCACAAAGUCGUUGGUUCACUUCAUCAAAGUGUCCUGAAAUAGUGUUUCAGUAGCAUUUGUGGUAAGUAAUGGUGUCAGACAGAGGGGUUGUUCUUUUCAACUCUACUUUUCAUGCUCUGUUUGAGCAGUUGAAAGCCUGGAAUACAGGCUGUAUAAUUAGAAGAAGUCGAGUGAACCAUCCUCAUGUAUGUGGAUGAUCUGACUGCACUUUAUCCUGCAGCUCUCCAGCACCUCCUGACUGUAUAUCCGGUAUAUUGUUUUGAACCUGAUAUCGUAAUUGAUACCAUCAAGAGUGCUGUCUUUGUUUGUUGCACCUAAGAAGAUAAAAGGCUGAAAUCUCCUGACUACA
Notolabrus celidotus (New Zealand spotty) is the source of this 3259-nucleotide messenger RNA. Its product is annotated as 5'-3' exonuclease PLD4. Gene Ontology annotation, molecular function: catalytic activity. The coding region runs from base 135 to 1586 and encodes 483 amino acids. The record is from RefSeq and is a predicted model, not a curated record. The transcript has 11 exons. Lineage: Eukaryota; Metazoa; Chordata; Actinopteri; Labriformes; Labridae.